Messenger RNA from Cornus florida, 726 nucleotides. RefSeq lists its product as uncharacterized. Gene Ontology annotation, molecular function: zinc ion binding; nucleic acid binding. The record is from RefSeq and is a predicted model, not a curated record. The transcript is spliced from 4 exons. NCBI's taxonomy places the organism in Eukaryota, Viridiplantae, Streptophyta, Magnoliopsida, Cornales, Cornaceae. The coding region runs from base 1 to 726 and encodes 241 amino acids.
AUGGGUCGCGAUUUGGAGAGAGUUGGGUUGCUGGUAAGCGACCCAAUAGUUUUAGAGAGGGACGGCGACCAAGGUCUGUCGCCGUCAAUGGUGGUUUCCAGGUUGCGCUCCGGUGACCUGGUUGUACGCGAAGAAGUCAACAACGUUGUUUAUUUUGUAUUUUUGCCACAACAACUGGUAUCAAAUCUGAUUGAUUAUGCAGAGCAACUCCAACAACUGCCUUCUGCAGUGAACAAGCUGCACUUGAUCAAGAAAUUGUUCAACAUGAAGAUGGUCGAAGGUGGGGUUUCCACCAGUGGUUCGGUAUUGAAUGUUGAAAGCAGAGGCAAGGGUUCAAACAAAAAGAAGGGCAAUGGUAAUAGAAACAGAGGCAGAUCCAAGUUAAGGAAUGGAAGGACACAGUCUCAAAAUUUCAGGAAUUCCACAUAUCUCAGUGACGUUGAAUGUUGGAAUUUUGGAAAUAAGGGACAUUACCGUGUUGAUUGCAAACUUUCAAAGAAAGGAACCGAAAGAAAAACUGAAGCAAAUGAUGUCUCAGAAGAAUCAGAUGAUGCAUUGAUUUGCUCUUUGGAGAGCAAAGUGGAGUUAUGGGUUUUAGAUUCUAGCGCAUCAUUUGAUGGCACCUCAAGUAAAGAACUAUUUAAUAGUUAUGAACCGGGUAACCUUGGUAAGGUGUAUCUUGGUAUUGAUCAACCUUGCAAUGUCAUUGGUAAGGGUGAAAUGUAA